Molecule: messenger RNA, 555 nt
Organism: Lecanosticta acicola
Lineage: Eukaryota; Fungi; Ascomycota; Dothideomycetes; Mycosphaerellales; Mycosphaerellaceae
Source: the annotation of a GenBank genome assembly
AUGGCAAUGCGCAUCCCGGACUUCAGACGGGAAAACAUCUCCCUCUACACAAUCCCGGUCUUCUGGGUAAACCAAACCUCCAAAUCCAACAACCUCUCUGUACAAACCAACUAACCACCUCCCCUCCCGAUACAGGCCAUCAUCAUGUACCCGCGCUACUACGCCGCGACAACCUACAACAAACACACCCAAAAAUCCCUCGACGGCCGCAAACCCCGCGAAUUCGCCCAGACCAUCCAAGACAGUGCGCAGCUCGACGCGACCACCAAAGGCCGACUCGCUCGCGCCGAAGCAGCCGUGGCCAAUGGAUUCGAAAACUUCGGCCCCUUCGCCGCUGCGGUCGUGGCGGGCUCCGCCGCGAAGCUCGACCCUGCUUUCCUCAAUAGCGUCACCAUCGGGUUCCUGGUCUCCCGGGUGGUGUAUAACUGGGUGUACAUCACCGGGGAGUCGACGUGGAAGGCGAAGAUGAGAGGGGCGACGUAUAUGUCUGGCAUGGGCAUGUUGUUUGCGAUUUUCAUCUCGGCGGGGAAUCGAUUGAAGCAGGCGGUCUUGUGA